GGAGACUGAGGUUUGCUUAGAAACUCUCCUGAAAUAAUGACAGAUGUGAGUCAGUGUUUUAUGUCUCAUCAAACGAAGCCCAUCAAGUUUUUAUUUGGACUUUGACAGAUGUUUGAGACGAAAGCAGAGAUAGGAGAGGAUUUAGAUUUAUUUAGAUUCAGAACAGAAGAAGGCGAGUUGCCACGGAGACGAUGUUUUGUGUUUUUUCCUGCACAGGGGGGGGGAGCUGGGUCUUCAGCUUUUGGGUCAUGACUGAGUCACAGCUUUGCAACCAAAAUGAGAGGAAGAGUGCAACCACUGGUGACCACCAGGAAACAAAUCUACUGGAAUGACGUUGAUCGCUUUAACAAUUGAAAAGGUACAGAACAUCUGAGAACAUAAACACUGGAGCUCCAGCUACGAUGAGAAACGUGCAAACCUAAAAGAAGCUUCCACAAGUUGGAAACUGAGGAGACAAGAUCAAAGCGAGGAUUGGUUGGAGGUGAGAGGGAGGUGAGAGGGAGUGGUGAUGUAUAAAGCAUCGCGCUCCUCCAGCUCUCCGUCACUUCAGCUCUUCUUCAGUCUUCAGCGUCGGACUAAAAUUAAAGAUGUCCGCCCCACAUGACUCACCUGCAGACCCAAAUCCAGCCUUUACCUGGGGUUUGUCCUCCAACAUGUCUGACAUCCAGAAGGCCAUGGCUCUCCUCAUCACCUCCUUCUCCAAAUACGCCGGCAAGGAGGGAGACAAGAACACCCUGAGCAAGGAGGAGCUGAAGGAGCUGCUGCAGAAUGAAUUUGGAGAGAUGGUUUGUAAAUCCAACGACAAAGAAGCCAUCGACCGCAUCUUCCGAGACCUGGACACGAACCGGAGCAACAGCGUGGAUUUCAGCGAGUUCGUCAAGCUGGUGUGUUGUCUCACCCAGAUGUGCCACGAGUACUUCACCUGCAAGAAGUGAGAGCGCCACCGCCAGGACGGCUGUGGAGGGGCAACAGAUAAAAAUACAACCUCAUUGUGAUGGAAAACUAAAUAAAAGUUUGCUUGACUCGGUUGUCAUGGCAACAACAUCUCUUUCCUCUGGUGUUCACAUCAGAACUUUACACGUAUCCCAGCAGGCUUUGCAGGAAGGAAACUAGUCAUGUUGCCGUCAUUUCACCAAAAAUAAAAGGAUAUUUAUGUCAAACUGUUGCAGAUUUUCACAUGUCAGCAAACGUAACCCUCCUCUGAUAAAAGGUCAUCCAGUCAUAAUUCUAUGAAUCUUUAAUGUUUUUAUUACAGCACGCAGUGAUAGUAAUGAUUCGAGUUAGCACACAGUAACUUUACUGAGGUUUGGUCCCAUUAAGAUCUUAUUCUGUUUUCUGUUAUUACAAAAAAUAAAUGCAAACAUUAAGAAAAAUGAUCAAAUUUGAUUCCACCUUUACUAAACUCAUCAUGUGACUCACUGUCAACCCUUUACACAAAAAAUACAAGAAUAUUUUCCUUUAGUUUCCUCAGGACUUCAUUUAAAUAAUAUUUUUGCUUUUCUUAUUUUUAUUCAAACAAUAGAAGCUUUUAUGCAUGAAAAAAAAAUCCUAAAAAAA
This is a messenger RNA of Oryzias melastigma (Indian medaka), 1557 nucleotides long. RefSeq names its product ictacalcin. The record is from RefSeq and is a predicted model, not a curated record. Gene Ontology annotation, molecular function: transition metal ion binding; calcium ion binding. Bases 588 to 935 code for a protein of 115 amino acids. NCBI's taxonomy places the organism in Eukaryota, Metazoa, Chordata, Actinopteri, Beloniformes, Adrianichthyidae. The transcript is spliced from 5 exons.